Messenger RNA from Monoraphidium neglectum, 845 nucleotides. RefSeq lists its product as hypothetical. The transcript has a single exon. The annotation marks the transcript as partial. The record is from RefSeq and is a predicted model, not a curated record. Gene Ontology annotation, cellular component: HULC complex; nucleus. Lineage: Eukaryota; Viridiplantae; Chlorophyta; Chlorophyceae; Sphaeropleales; Selenastraceae. Gene Ontology annotation, molecular function: ubiquitin protein ligase activity.
AUGGGCACUGUGUUCGAGAACGCGGCGCACGCGCAGCAAAUACAGAUCUUGCAGGUGCAAAAGAACAAGCUUUCCGAGCAGCUCACGUCCCAUAAGGCCAAGAUCACCUCGCUCGAGGCUCUUGUAGCACAGGCCGAGCAGCGGGAGCAGCAGCGUGCUCAGACGCUGCUAUGUAUCAACCGGAUCUGGUCUCAGCUCAAUGAUGAUGUCGCCACCUUGGCUGAGCGCGCCGCGGCCGACGCUGGCGGCGACCAGGAGCCGGCAACCGAUGCCGAUGACGCCGGCGAUGAUGGGCCCGACGUGGCUGCGCACGACGCGCUCAAGGGCAUCGCCGAUCCCUUCCUGCGCCGCCUCCUCGCCGCCGCCGACGAGGCCACUGUUGAGGCCGCUGCUGACGAUGCAAAGGCAGCCACCGACGACCCCAGCGACGUCGAGCGCGCUUUGCACGCGCGCGCGGCGGCCACGCUCGCCGCCCUUUCCAAGGUCCUCCGCCUGCUGCAGCUGCGCGCCGGCUACCAAGCCUCCCUCGCCGCCGCCAUUGCCGCCGCGCCCGCCGACGCCGAACUCAAGGCGGAGAACGCGCGCCUCGCCGCGUCCGCCGCGGCAGCGGCCGCGCGCGCCGACGCCGCGGCCGCGCGGCGCCUGGCGCUCGAGGCGGCGCUCAGGCAGGCGGAGGACCGGCUGUUUGAGAGCGAGGAGACCAUGAAGCGCAUCAAAAACGACCUGGCCGACCGAGAGUACGAGCUGCAGGCGGCCCAGAAGAAGGCGCAGCGCGCCAAGGAGGAGGCCGCGCGCCUCAAGCAGCAGCUGGCAGCCAGCGGCGGCGGCGGGGGCGGUGGCGGCCU